AAAAAUGCACUAUUGCGUUUGAAUAGAUGGCCGGGCUGGCUCAGGCUUCAUGAUGUAUUAAAUGCCUUGUUUAAUGUAAUAGAGUUAGAUAGACCAGCAAGGAGGCCUCUAGACCCUGGUUUGUUUGAUGAUUAACAGGAUCCACUAAACACCCACCCUGUGUGGAAUGUUUCACAAUCACGGUCACGUCCCAAAUCACUUCCCCUUCACUUCAUAGUGAACACCUGUGAUCAAGACCGGCAGGCCUAGUGCACUAUAAGGGGGAAAGUGUGCAUUUAGGACCCGUCCCGGUCCAGUGAGCAGAGCAACGCCCAGCCCACCCGGCCGACUGACUGUUUCAGCAGGGUCUGUGUGUUUAAUCUACUUCACCUUCAGCAUGGCCACGCUCACGGCUGUGUUUGUGGCUGUUCUAUGCGUGAUCCUGGCCUUUCUGUUCAAGAUCUCCCAGAGGAAGGAGACCAAGGUAGGCAAGGCUGAGUCAGUGCCCACCGCCAAGGCCCGACCGUGGGUGGAUGAGGACCUGAGGGAUGACACAGAUAUUGGACCCAAAGAUGACAAUGAUGGGGAUUGGGUUGAGAGUGGUGAGGAAGAGGAGCUUUGCCACGUGCCUUACUUAGGAUCUCGUUACCCUGUAGAGGUCAUGGUUCAAAGGUCGCAGGACUUUUACAACUUGAUGAACCAGAGGAGGUCUGUCCGCUUCAUCAGCCCAGAGCCUGUUCCACGACAGGUCAUUGACAAUGUCAUCCUCACUGCAGGAACUGCCCCCAGCGGAGCCCACACGGAGCCAUGGACCUUCGUGGUGGUGUCUGACCCAGAGGUCAAGCAUCAGGUCAGGCUCGUGGUGGAAGAGGAGGAGGAGGUCAACUACCGACACCGGAUGGGAGACAAGUGGGUCAGCGACCUUCAGAGGCUCAGGACUAACUGGGUGAAGGAGUAUCUGGACGUAGCUCCGUACCUCGUGUUGGUGUUCAAACAGACGUACGGCAUUGCAGCAGGAGGAAAGAAGAAGACUCAUUACUAUAACGAGAUUAGCGUGUCCAUCUCCUGUGGCCUGCUGUUGGCCGCACUGCAGAAUGCAGGUCUAGUGACCGUGACGACAACACCCCUCAACUGCGGUCCCAAGCUCAGGCUCCUCCUUCAGCGGCCGGCCAAUGAGAAGUUGCUGAUGUUACUUCCGGUGGGUUACCCAGCCUCCAACGCCACCGUGCCUGACCUCACCCGCAAGCCUCUUGAUGACAUUGUGGUGCACGUGUGACGGACCAGAAGGGCCAGAAUGAUGUCAUGGGGAAGAUCUCAAUUUCAUACUGCAGAGGUUCCUUCUCUUGGACUCCAUCCUGAACGUCAUUAGAUGAGACUGCUGGGUCCAGGGGAGGUCCAGAGGCCUACAGCAUUGUUUCCGGUGCCCACGCACUUCUGCAGAAUGGGUUCCAAUGUGCUCUACCACUCUUUCACCCCAACACAAAACUCUGCUCCUUUCCCUCCUCUUUCCAGUCAAAUAAAACAGAAAAAUGCCUGAAAAA
Esox lucius (northern pike) is the source of this 1520-nucleotide messenger RNA. RefSeq names its product iodotyrosine deiodinase (gene iyd). Gene Ontology annotation, molecular function: oxidoreductase activity. The record is from RefSeq and is a predicted model, not a curated record. Bases 377 to 1255 code for a protein of 292 amino acids. NCBI's taxonomy places the organism in Eukaryota, Metazoa, Chordata, Actinopteri, Esociformes, Esocidae. The transcript is spliced from 5 exons.